Molecule: messenger RNA, 537 nt
Organism: Trichoderma atroviride IMI 206040
Lineage: Eukaryota; Fungi; Ascomycota; Sordariomycetes; Hypocreales; Hypocreaceae
Source: RefSeq, a predicted model, not a curated record
GUGGUAAAAACACUAUUAGACGAUCCACGUGUCAAUCCAGACACCGGAGAUGAGUGGGAGACGACACCAUUGAUGCUAGCGGCGGGAAAUGGGCACGAGGCGGUCGUUCAACUGCUGCUUAGUUGCGGUAAAAUCGAUCUCACCGCUUCGGCCUACGGAGGUCAGAGCCCGCUGUCGUAUGCAAUAAAGAAGGGGCACACGAGGAUUGUUCAACUGCUACUUGAAACUGGAAAUACCACAGAUAAGUUGAAUAAAAGAGGUUACAGAGGGGAGACGCCACUGAUGGUGGCGGCAGAGGAGGGGCAUGAGGCUAUUGUUAAGCUAGUGCUUGAUACAUAUGCCAACGAGAUUAAUAUAAAUGCGAAGGAUGAAAAGGGCAGGACACUGCUAUCGUUAGCGGCGAUGAACGGACGCGAGGCAGUUGUUCAAUUGCUCCUUGAUAGCGGCAAGGCCGAUAUUAAUACCAGAGAUCAAGAAGGGAAGACUCCGCUGUCGUGGGCAGCGGAGAAAGGGCACCAGGACAUCGUUAAGUUGCUA